UGCGCGGAAGCAGAUGACCACUCGUGCCUGUUACUCCCCGUUCAGGACCGUGUGGAACAUCUCCAGGCUUCGGCUCGCUGAUUAGAUUUGAGAAGCCGUGGCCCUUUUAGCACAUUCGUUUCCUGCCUAUUGAUCGUGUCUAGACCUGCAUGAAUAUCAUCUGGAAUUCUGGCUCGAACAACACACAAAACGUCUUUGCAAAGGGGAAGACUUGGAGAGAAUACCUUUAAUGCAUCAAUUACUGCACCACUAUCUCCUCGACUGUAACUUAAAUCAGGACUCUUAUGCUGUACUUUAGACGCCAUAAUAACUCUAAAUAUGGGGAGUAACCGAAGACGUACUUCAAGGUCGGGAAUAGAAUUAUUGCCCUGGGCUUAAAUUGCUUUUUUUAUCUAGCUAUUAUGAAUUGUCCAUACACGUUAAACCCGUUACCUUGCCUUUUUAACCAGUAAAUUUAAACCAAAAUAUUUUGUAUCUUACUUUAUUCACUAUUGCGAUUGCUUGCUAAUCCUGUCAUUAUUGUGAUAAGUACUUUCAUUGAUUUGGUAAGAUAUAACGUUAGCAAUAAUUCAACUGCAUCUUCGUAAAUUAGCUAUCGUUAGCUAAUAUGUAGCUAGCCUAUGUCUAACUGCCGGUUUAAUAAAAAUGCACAACUCUAGCUAGCUAACUAGUCUAAAUUACUAACACUAACGUUAAUCUAAGUGACGGACUUUACCUCUGGCUCGAAAUGAAUUGCACAGAGAGCACAGCUACAAUCCUCAUGCACUUGUCACACAUGAUCUUCCGCAAUCUUGGGAUUUUAAAAAUGUUUCGGUCGUUAAGUGGUCCUGUUUUUCGUACUUUGUUAUCGCGCAAAGUCUGUAAGUCGGCUGAGUUACAGAGAAAACGUUGCUGUUCGGUGACAUUUCGAAUGAAAACAAUGGUGCUGGGCAUUCUAGGCACGCGCUGUGGCAUAAAAGCGUUGUUGUAGAAAUCCCCACUUUUAAUAGCCUACUUAUUUUGAAAAUACAAUUAUAUAUAAAAUUGGAGGUAUGUUUCCGUAAACUUUGCUUAAUGAAAACUCAGAUCAGUUAUAUCAUUCAACCACGAAUUGUCCAUUCAUUCUGUAAAUUUUAAUUCCAGAGUCUCGGUGAUAGGCUAGUUGGCUACUCUACUGCUAAUGAUACACAUGUUCUUUAUUAUGACAGUGUAGUAGCUAUCUACUUGCUAACUUUAAAUACAAAACAGCUCUCUACUUUUGUGUAUCUUUCAGUUUAUUGCUAAACUUAAUAGUUUCAGAACCAAUCUCGUGUGUAACUGAUGAAUUAAAUUAGAGCUGUCUAACUCAUUCAAGUCGAUCCAAAAAGCUUCCGCGUAGGCUAGGUGAUUCACAACCAACGAGAGGCGGGCCGAAGAGCUGUCCGUAGUGCUGAAAGCUCUCCGCGGUCUGUAGACGCCUCUUCCUGUAGCCUUGGCGUGCAGAACGGCCUUUUUCACGAGGUCAAUUGACUUCGCGCUACUAACCGUAAAAUAAUCACCCACUGUGUUAAUUUCAAGAGCACUGUGUGCUGUUUUAUAUAGUCUAUAGGUUUCAUGCGAUUUUUCAAUGAAAUUUUACUUAAAUGAAAUCUACACAACUGAACUCUAACAAACGACUAUGAUUACAUUAAAGAUUGUGCAAUGUAGUCAUAGUCGUUUGUUCGAGUUCAGUUGUGUUCUAGUGGUCCUUCCCUCUGGUACGGCACAGAGCAGUCUGUCUGUUUUUCUUUGAACUCUUAUGCCAGGCUGUCAGAACCUUGUGCCAUGCACAGUGUGCCUGUUUGUACUGAUUGCCUGCAUCUGGGAUGCUGAUGCUUCCUGUAUCCGUUACAAAACGUCCGCGUGUCAUCGGCCUCACAGCUAUAUAAAUAUGUUAGGAUUUGUGUCUAAAUCAAACGGUGGGCUAGUCGAGCGCGGAUCCGUGCCAGUCCCGUGGUGUCCGUCGGAUGGCGUGCGACUAUACGAGCGGGGUUUAACGGCAGUCAGAAGGGAACGCGGCAGGUACAGGGUGUGAAGAAAAGAAAUAGGGAGGGAGCGAUUGAGAGAGAGAGAGCGAGAGAGGAGAGAGAGAGAGAGAGGAGGAUGCUGCCGCCGCCGCCGCUGCCAGCGGAAAAUGGCUGCUACAACCUCGAGACCGCCCUAAUACACCGCGAGGACAUAAAGGUGGAGAGAGAAAAGAAACGAAAAUGAAGUGUGAGAGGAAAAAAGAACAAUUGAGAGAGAACACGGCUGAGUGAACGUGAGUGUGUGUGUGUGUGUGCGCGCGCGCGUGUGUGUGCGUGCGUGUGUGUGUGUGUGUGUGUGCGUGUGUGUGUGUGUGUUGAGAGGGAGAGUGUGGGAUAAAAAAGACUGGAGACCGGGGGGGCAGCAGGCUCGAAGCGGCGGGCGACACCAAGCAAUGGAGGGCGAUGUGCGUGUUCGCGCAGUGGUGAUGACACGUGACGACUCUAGUGGCGGGUGGGUGCCCCUGGGAGGUGGAGGCCUCAGUCAUGUGAUCAUCUGUAAGGGGCGGAGUCCGGAGGACAAGGGGCGGAGAGACUACGUCAUCCGCGGAGAGAGGCUGCGCGAUCGAGCACCGGUGUUAGAGUGUGCUGUACAGAGGGGGCUGGUCUACAACAAGGUGAAUCCCAUUUUCCAUCACUGGCGUGUGGAAGACAGAAAGUUUGGCCUGACUUUUCAGAGUCCAUCGGAUGCCAUCUCCUUUGAACGUGGUCUCCACAGCGCCAUCGACAGGCUAGACAGAGGGUCUGAUUCGCCGGCAUCCUCCACCCCUGAAGACAGAGACACAGAAGAUGAAGGCCAGGCCUCUCACACAGAUAGCGAGUCGUCCUCCAACAGCAGGAAGGAAAUGCUGCCAAAACCCAUCACCAUAGUGACCAGUGAGUCCUCCUCCACCUGCUUCGUGAGGUCAGCUGCAGAGGAUUAUGGGUACGGAGCCGGCCAUGCAGUCCCCACACAGACCCCUGCCCAGAUCCACACCCGGCCCGUGCACCAGCAGCCCUCGCAGGUGACCGCCAUCGUGAACCCUCCGGCGCCCCCGCCCCCUCCACCGGCCCCGCCCACCCCUCCGGCCCCGGUCUCCGCCCCGCCCCCUCUCUCCCCCCUCUCGCUGCUGGAGGAGGGGGACCUGCGCAGCCUGGACCCCUGCAAGGACCUGUGGGGCUCCCGCGGGUACGAGGACUACCGCCGGGCGGGGGCGACUCGGACCGCCAUCGGGGGGCUGGGGGGCGGGGUCAUCGUCGGGGGCGGGGUCGACGGAGGAGGGGGCGGCGGCGGCGGCGGCUCGCAGGACAAGUCCGAGCUGUGCGUGGUGCGCUUCGAGAAGGAGCUGGCGGGCGUCGGGGUGACGGGCUGCGAGGUCACGGUCACCCUGGACAGGAAGCGCCACCCCUCGGUCACGCCCUCCUGCGGCGGGGGCCCCAACGCUGCCUCCGGCGCCCCCUCCGCCGGGGGGUCCCCCCAGGACACGGGGAAGGGCUCCCCCUCCCCAUGCUGCAUCCACACGUCCCUGGCCACGCCUCGCUCACGGACUCGGAAAAGAGGAGGAGGAGGAGGGGGAGGCGGAGGAGGAGGAGGAGGGGGCGGCGGGAGCGACUGUGGGCUGGGUCUCGCCGGCUCCGCCUCCGGGGGCGGGGCCGUCUCCCCGGACGAGGACAGCCCCCGCCCCCAGGGCUCGUCGUCCUGCUCGUCGCGCUGCGUGUACUGCCGCUCGGUCUUCAGCGCGGCCGAGAACGGGCGGGGCCGCUGCCGGGACGCCCCGGACCCCGCCCGGCGCUGCCUGCGGCGCUGGACGUGCGUGUGGUGCGCGGAGAGCCUGCUGUACCACUGCGCCUCCGACUCGGAGGGCGAGUUCUGGGAGCCCUGCUCCUGCGAGGACCCGUCGGGCGGCAGGCCGCACCCGCUCUGCUGCGCCCGCUGGGCGGCCGUGCUGGCGCUGUCGCUGCUGGUGCCCUGCAUGUGCUGCUACCUGCCCCUGCACGCCUGCCUGCGCUGCGGGGAGAGGUGCGGCUGCUGCGGGGGCAAGCACAAGGCCGUGCGGUGAGCCGGGGCGUGGCCAGGACCCCGGGGGGGCGGGGCGGGGCAGGGGCCGGGGGCGGGGACAAGGGGAGGGAGUGGGGGCGGGGCUUGAUGAAGUGGUAAAGAGAGAGCACAGGUGUGAUCUGUUCACUUACAAAACAACAUCCCUCCCUGCAACAGGGACAUUACUCAGCAUUUUCAUUUAACCGCCAUAAUUAUCAGUCACAUGACUCCAUUAUCCUGCCAUGCAGCCAAUCCUAUGCCUUUAUUUAACCCACCCAAACUCAGUUCAGUUCUCCUCCCUAAAAAAAUUGAAAAACAAAUAUUAAUUUCCUGCAGGUGAUGUAGGUGCUGAGCUUGAGUGUUUCAGUGUGUGCGGUGCUCACUGGGUCAUGGGAGCAGAGGUGAAAGGUCAAAGGUUAAGGUCCAAUCUCAAGGUAAUUGAUGAGGAGAGACAAGGUUAGUGAGGGUGUUUAAAACUGUUUUCAAAGUUUUUAAUUUUACAAGACAAGAAGAAAAGAACACAAAGUAAAAGAUGUUUAUAAAUGUGACAUAUUGUUCUGAUUAUUGGUAUUUUUAAAAUAUAUUUUUUACUAAGUUUAUCCCCUGGCAGACACAGAGAGUUAUGUAUGAAUUAUAAAACCUUCUCUAAACUGUGGCUUAAUCAUCUUUCUAACUGAAGGAAAAAUGAAACACUCUCUAGGGGGAGUGAGAGAAGGUGAAAGAGGGGAUGUGGAGGGAGAGAGAGAGAUCAAGUGAGGGACAGAGUGAGAGAAAGACAGAGGGAAAGAGAGUGUGAGAGACAAAGAGAGAGAAUGAGAGAGAGAGAGCAGGGUGGAGCAGGGUCCUUUUUACCCAGUCAGUUUAGCCCCCCACCUCCCCCCGCCCCCCAUCCCACAGCCUCUUAAGCGUUUUCACUUAUGCAAUCACCAGUUAACUGCUUACCAAAAAUAAAUAAAAUAAAAUAAAUAAAAACCCAAUUAAAUAGGACCAGUGGCCUCCCAGAUGCCCAAAUCUACCUUAUAAAGUGAAUAGCAGAUGCCACCAAAAAGAUAAAAGUGUUGUAAUGAACAAUGUAUCGAAUAGUUAUUUUUUUAAAUGCUGAUUGACUGAGGUUGACAGAGGACAGUUGUAAGAUGACUUGAACGAGGGGGGCGGAGUUUUAGAGAGAUGUGGAGCCGGUGGUCUGGCCUUCAGAUAGACAGGGUACUUUGGACUGCACUGUGAACCACGCCCAGGGGUCACCAGUCACCAGUCCACCCCCCAAAAAAAACUAAAAACAGCCUCACAGGCCGUCACUGUUCACAGGCUCCAGUGUUUUCACAGAUUUUCUAGCGUUGUAUUCAAACAGGUCCGCAUCGGAAUGAUCUCCGUGAUUUAAAAUUAAUUAACAAAAGUAAAUUCAACUCUGAUAAAAAUGAAACGCCCAUCGUCUGAGAAAGAAUGGGGAUCUCGGUCCAGAAUACCUUGUGGCAGCUGUGUCCGUCGGAAACAGGCUUUAAAAAAAAAUCUGCAUCUCUGAGCUGCUUUUCAUUUUGAAUCACCUCAAAAAUCACCUCAAAAUCCUUCCUUCUGAGCUGCACAUUUCGGCAACCGAGCAGUAAAACUGCUCUCGCUUAACGAGGAACAGGGAAAGAUGUACAGCGGCUGCAUUAAUACAGAACCCCCCCCCACUUAUUAGAAAGGGGGGGGGGGCAUGUGCCAGUGUGUAACACUAUCACCUGUAUUAUGAGGUAUGUUUGUUUACUCUGUUACAGAGGGACAAGGGGGGGGGGGGUCACGUGCUACAUUGUCUGCUGGCUUUGAGUCACUUUAUUUUGGGAAGUGUCACGGUGCGGAAAAUCCCAAAUGCAACGGAGAGCGGUGUGGUGUGUGUGCCGUUCUUGAGCCAAUCACACGAGAGUGUGCUGCUGUGUUCUCGUCCAGUCACACGAGAGAGUGCUGUUCUUAUCCAAUCACAUUUCUCCAUUUCAUCCACCAACCCCCAACCUCCACACGCACUCAAACACACAAACGAAUGCACUCACACGCACACACUCCUUACACAUACUGCUGCAGACAUGUAGAGACACACACACACGCACACACACAGGAGUGACAGAGACAGGAAAGGAAAGGAAGUGACAUCACCCCAGAGGGCCCCAUUCGUACAUCUUAAUAAAUGUGCCUUUUGAUUUAAUUUAUUAAUAACACAUUAUUUUUUAUGUAGUAUGUACUUUAUGUACCAUUUUACCUAUCGGGUUAUUUUUUUUCUGCCAAUGUGUAUAUUUUACAAUGUACGUAUUUAUUGGUUAAUUUUGAAAGAAAGUAAUUAAUGAGAUAUUACCUGUUGGUUUAUUUAUCCAGGUAUUUAUUGAGAUGAUUUAUUUAUUUUUGGAGACAGGUUUUUGAUUUCCGUGUGGUCUUCUCUGACUUAGUGCCAACGUGCUGCUUUGAGGUGUUACAUAUCGUGGGUUUGUAUCAUUAAUUAAAACCUCACUCUAUAUUUUAAUGAAA
Anguilla rostrata (American eel) is the source of this 6531-nucleotide messenger RNA. It is a transcript of the gene spred3, whose product is annotated as sprouty related EVH1 domain containing 3. Gene Ontology annotation, biological process: negative regulation of MAPK cascade; multicellular organism development. The coding region runs from base 2417 to 4060 and encodes 547 amino acids. The transcript has 6 exons. Gene Ontology annotation, molecular function: protein kinase binding. Gene Ontology annotation, cellular component: membrane. The record is from RefSeq and is a predicted model, not a curated record. Lineage: Eukaryota; Metazoa; Chordata; Actinopteri; Anguilliformes; Anguillidae.